AGAGGUGAUUUCGGCCUUAUUGGCUUGGCCGUCAUGGGCCAGAACCUGAUCCUCAACGCCGCUGAUCACGGUUUCAACGUCGUGGCCUUCAACCGUACCGUCUCCAAGGUUGACCACUUCCUCGCAAAUGAGGCCAAGGGCAAGUCCAUUGAGGGCGCCCACUCCAUCGAAGAGUUCGUCAGCAAGCUCAAGAAGCCCCGCCGCAUGAUGCUCCUCGUCAUGGCGGGCAAGCCCGUCGACGACUUCAUCGAGACCCUCCUGCCACACAUCGAGCCGGGCGACAUCAUCAUCGACGGUGGUAACUCGCAUUUCCCAGACACCAACCGCCGGACAAAAUACCUGGCCAGCAAGGGCAUCCGAUUCGUCGGUACCGGUGUCUCUGGUGGUGAGGAGGGUGCCCGAUUUGGCCCCUCAUUGAUGCCCGGUGGUAACGAGGAGGCCUGGCCAUACAUCAAGGAUAUCUUCCAGAGCAUCGCCGCCAAGAGCGACGGCGACGCUUGCUGUGAGUGGGUCGGUGACGAGGGUGCUGGUCACUAUGUCAAGAUGGUGCACAACGGUAUUGAGUAUGGUGACAUGCAAUUGAUUUGCGAAGCCUACGACAUCAUGAAGCGCGGUCUCGGUAUGAACGACAAGGAAAUUGGUGAUGUCUUCGCCAAGUGGAACAAGGGGGUUCUCGACUCCUUCCUGAUCGAGAUCACUCGCGAUAUCAUGUACUACAACGACGACGACGGAACCCCUCUCCUUGAGAAGAUCCUCGACUCUGCUGGACAGAAGGGUACCGGUAAAUGGACCGCGAUCAACGCCCUCGACCUCGGAAUGCCCGUCACCCUGAUUGCCGAAGCUGUGCUCUCCCGUUGCUUGUCCUCCCUCAAGGAGGAGCGUACCCGUGCCUCCAAGGUUCUGGAAUUCGUUGGCCGCUCGAACAAGUUCGAGGGCAACAAGGAGCAGUUCCUCGAGGAUCUGGAGCAGGCCUUGUACGCGUCGAAGAUCAUCUCAUAUGCCCAGGGCUUCAUGUUGAUGCAAGAGGCUGCCAAGGAGUACGGCUGGAAACUGAACAAGCCAUCCAUCGCCCUCAUGUGGCGCGGUGGUUGCAUCAUCCGCUCAGUCUUCCUCAAGGACAUCACUGCCGCCUACCGCGCCAACAAUGACCUCGAGAACCUCCUGUUCAACGACUUCUUCAACAAGGCUAUCCACAAGGCGCAACCCGGAUGGCGUGAUGUUGUCGCCAAGGCGGCUCUCCUGGGUAUCCCAACCCCUGCUUUCUCGACCGCGCUGUCAUGGUUCGAUGGUUACCGCACCAAGGACCUCCCCGCCAACCUGCUCCAAGCCCAGAGAGAUUACUUCGGUGCCCACACCUUCAAGAUCAAGCCAGAGUUCGCCAACGCCAAGUACAAGGUUGGUGACAACAUCCACGUCAACUGGACUGGGCGUGGUGGAAACGUUUCUGCGUCGACAUACCAGGCAUAGGUUUGAAUUCAGGGGAUGUUUUUUUUUAACUACAUAAACUCAUCAUAGAUAGUCAUUUAAAAAACGGCUGAGUUGAUCAAUCGUCUUACGUGCCUGUCAUCAUUCUCAUUCACUUGUGGGUGAGUGGUAAUUGAAUCCCUAAGGAGGAUCAAUGUACACGACCAAUUAGCCUUAGCUAAUAGAUGACAUGACAAAAGUAUAUGGAUCGACCCCUAAAUACCCAUCAAUAC
Amorphotheca resinae ATCC 22711 is the source of this 1697-nucleotide messenger RNA. RefSeq lists its product as hypothetical. Bases 34 to 1467 code for a protein of 477 amino acids. The record is from RefSeq and is a predicted model, not a curated record. The transcript is spliced from 4 exons. Lineage: Eukaryota; Fungi; Ascomycota; Leotiomycetes; Helotiales; Amorphothecaceae. Gene Ontology annotation, molecular function: phosphogluconate dehydrogenase (decarboxylating) activity; NADP binding. Gene Ontology annotation, biological process: pentose-phosphate shunt; pentose-phosphate shunt, oxidative branch. Gene Ontology annotation, cellular component: cytosol.